Messenger RNA from Penicillium manginii, 1524 nucleotides. RefSeq names its product Major facilitator superfamily domain general substrate transporter. Lineage: Eukaryota; Fungi; Ascomycota; Eurotiomycetes; Eurotiales; Aspergillaceae. The transcript is spliced from 6 exons. The record is from RefSeq and is a predicted model, not a curated record. The coding region runs from base 1 to 1524 and encodes 507 amino acids. Gene Ontology annotation, cellular component: plasma membrane. Gene Ontology annotation, biological process: allantoate transport; tripeptide transport; transmembrane transport. Gene Ontology annotation, molecular function: allantoate transmembrane transporter activity; dipeptide transmembrane transporter activity.
AUGCAUAUCGAGGAGGCGACCCCUGUGCAGAGUCCUCUUGACAACGAUAUUGAAGAAGCAAAGUCGGGCUCAAUCUACAAGGGAAAUGCGGUCGGAUACCAGGAAUACCGAGACGGAUUACACCUAGUGUUCACUGCAAAGGAGGAAGCCAAAGUCAGAUGGAAGAUUGAUUUCGUUGUACUUCCUAUUUUCCUCAUCACACAAGCCCUGCAGUUUAUGGACAAGACGGCGUUGAACUAUGCGAACCUGCUCGGAUACCAAGAGACACUGAAUUUGAAAGGUCAACAGUUCAAUUACCUUUCAGCAAUGGUGUACGCCGGCUACUUCUUUGGACAGUACCCAUGUGGGUGGCUUGUAGGAAGAUUCCCUGCUCAGCGUGUCUUGGGGGUGAGCUGCAUGAUGUGGGGGUUGAUGGUCAUUAUCAUGACCCAGUGCCAUACAUUCACCAGUGCGUUGGGAGCACGUUUCAUUAUGGGUAUUUUUGAAGCUGCUGUCACCCCCGGGUUGACUCUCAUGACCGGAUUCUGGUAUACCCGACAAGAAAUUCCUCUUCGUCAAUGUAUUUGGUACUCAGCUCUUGGAUGGGGUGGCAUUGUCGGGUCCUACAUUUCAUUCGGCAUCACUAAGCUUCCCGUUGAUAUGAGUCCAGCACGUUGGGAGCUACUGUUCUACAUUCUCGGUAGCGCCACCUGUCUCUGGGCAUUCGUGAUCUUCUUCGUUUUGCCUGAUUCGCCCUCAAGUGCAUUCUUCUUGACCAAGUCCGAGCGUAUAAUUGCAGUCAAGCGUGUCGCCGGUAAUGAAACUGGUAUCAAGAACAAGUCAUUUGACAAGAAGCAGGGCAUGGUUGCAUUCAAAGAUCCAAAGGCCAUCUUACUAUUUAUAUCCGUGUUUGCUGCUGCUAUUCCCAACGGUGUUGUCAACUCUUUCUCGACGAUCAUUAUCAAAGACAUGGGCUUCUCCCAAACUAUGACUACAGAGUUGAAAUCCGUUGGUGAUGCAGUAGUCAUCGUUGCGUUGAUCAUUGGUGGCACUAUCACGUUGAAUGUGCCAAACUCCCGUCUACUCACCUCGACUACUGCCAAUAUUCUAUGCACAGUUGCUGCGGCUUGUAUGGCGUAUCUUCCCAGGGAGCAAAAGUGGCAGAGACUCGUUUGCUUUUGGUUGGUGAAUGCGCAAUCUGUCGGCUUCACAGUUUCGUUGGUGACUAUUUCUUCAAACAUGGCUGGUUAUACCCACAGAGCUAUGGCCAACGCUCUUGUUUUUACUGCCUAUUGCUGGGGUAAUUUUGCAGGGCCUUUUGUAGUGAAGGCAUCAGAGGCUCCUCGAUAUGAGGGCGCCACAAUUGGUCUGCUAGUCGGUUACGCAAUAAAGGCAGCAUGCCAUCUGUCAUUACUUGGCUAUAUGUUCAUUGUCAAUCGCCGUCGUGACUCACGCUAUGGUCCAGCUGACAAGGCUCGAAGUAAUGAGGCUGGAAUGCAGGACCGAACUGAAUUUGAAAACAAAGAUUUCAGAUAUGUUCUUUAG